Messenger RNA from Acanthoscelides obtectus, 6294 nucleotides. The record is from the annotation of a GenBank genome assembly. NCBI's taxonomy places the organism in Eukaryota, Metazoa, Arthropoda, Insecta, Coleoptera, Chrysomelidae.
UUGGGAUUGAUGUCUUAUGUGAGAAUUUUACGAUAGGUUUCAAGACCUUCAAAGUAUUUAUUUUACCAAAAUUAUAUGUUUGUAUUAAUAGGGACAAGGACUCUUACUUCUUUACAAACCUUAUACGUAUUAAGUUCAAAUCAAAAAAAUCGAUAACAUCGUAUUGUGCUCGUUUAUAGUAUUUUCUCAUGAAAACACGUUAUUUUUAGGUCUGAGCCAAUAAUUGAAUAAUUCGGCUUUUGAUAUUUUCACUAUUUCACGCUAUAAAUUUAUUGGUAUAUUAGGUUCUAUUAUUAUUAACAAGAUCAUUUUGCACGCAGGGGAAACCCAUAAAGUUAUUUCAGUCUAUAUAUCUGUAACAUAUUUGUGGUUUAGAUAGUACAAUAAUGCAUGAUUCAGUGUCUGCAUAUGAGAAACUGCAAGAUAACACUGAUAACAGUGUAUGAUAAACUAUUCGUACCUAUGUACUUCAUGCAAGAACAUUGUUUUCUAUAUCACAGGAAAGAGCUAUCAUCUGAAUUGCAAUAUGUGCAGUUGCAAUGAAAAAACACCCUAUUGUAUGGCAAAAUCAAUAUUAUAGUUUUAAGAUGCUACAGCUUUUGAUUAUUCAUGCAUAGGAAAAAAUGCUUUGUGUUAGCUAAACCCUCCACAGGUUUUUUCUAGAUAUACCACUGACUGAAUUAACUUGAAAUUUUCAUAAAUUCUUUGCUAAUAUGUUAUUUCUAAUUUUGAUCUUACAGCUGAUCUAUAACCAUGUCGCAGUGGAAUAGUGGGCCUUACCCACCAGAUCCGAACCAGGCGUACUACGCCGGUCAGCCGGGGUACCCGCCUCCGCAGGGUGGAGCUAACCCCCCUUCACAGGGUGGUGCUUACCCCCUUCCACCGGGAGGUUACCCCCCACCAGGGGGCUACCCUCCACCACCACAACCCGGAAUGUACCCGCCCCCUAACCAGGGCGGCUACCAGCCGCCGUAUGGGGGCCAGGAUCCCUACCAAGGUGAACAUACACCCUUCCGUUACACUUCUACUGGCAACUAUGGCGGUGCGUACGCGGGCGGCGAAGAUCCCGAGGUCAAAGGCUUCGAUUUCAGCGAUGCCAGCAUCAGAAGGUCCUUCAUUCGCAAGGUGUACUCAAUCCUUACUGUACAGCUGGGAAUUACCUUAGGAUUCAUCUGCUGGUUCCUUUAUGAUCACAAGACAAAACAUUAUGUCCAAGCUCAUACAGAACUAUUUUUUAUCGCCUUGGCAAUACUCUUGGUAACGAUGAUCGCACUGGCCUGUUGCGGAGACCUCAGGAGGAAGCCGCCUAUGAAUUUCAUUUUCCUAUUUAUCUUCACCCUAGCUGAGUCGUUUAUGUUAGCCACAGCAGCGUCGACGUAUGACGCGGAAGCUGUUGCUAUGGCUGUCGGCAUAACGGCAGCAGUGUGCUUAGGCCUGACUCUAUUUGCUUUCCAAACGAAAUGGGACUUCACCAUGAUGGGAGGCGUACUAUUUGUCGCCGCCAUGAUCCUGUUUCUGUUCGGCAUCAUCGCCAUCUUCAUCCGCAGCAACAUCGUUAACCUGAUCUACGCUUCCUUGGGAGCACUGAUCUUCUCGGUUUACUUGAUCUACGACACCCAGAUGAUGAUGGGCGGCAACCACAAGUACUCCAUCUCACCCGAGGAGUACAUCUUUGCUGCCAUCAAUAUCUACAUUGACAUCAUCAAUAUCUUCAUGUUCAUUUUGCAGAUUAUCGGUCAUAAUAGGGACUAAGAGUAAGGAAUCUUUUUACUUUGUUCUCAUUAUGUUUUUGUUGUUUUUUUGUUGUGACAAUAGCCUGGUGAGUUAUACACUUAUACAUAUGCUAUAGUAGUUCUGGGUUUACCAAAUGUCUCAAAAAAUGAAGAAUUUUUGAAGAAUACUUAUUUGAUUUUAUAUAUAAACAUAUUCGCGUAGAGUGUGUCUAUGCGCCUGUCAAUAGUUUACCUUCACUUGAAGCUUGACAAAAUUGGUUGUCAUAUGAGGGGUGUUUUUUUAAACUUACUGGGAUACAUAAUAUUGUUUUUAUCAACUGAAAUGUGAUAUCAAAUUACAAAGUUUUAAAUCACUUUUCACCACGUAUCAGUUGGUAAUAGCAUAUUUGUCACAUUUGUUUUUUAUUUCUUUUUCAUGCUCCAAAGAACUUAUUUUAGAGUAUCUAAAUUAAGCUUUUCAUAAAAAUAUGCAUGUAAAACUCUUCUGUUACAUUGUUAAUCCCCUCCUUGCGAAAAUUUUAUAGCUAUAAAUGUUGCAAUAAUCAUAAAUUCCUUUUGAUACUUCAAAUUUGUUGAUAAUAUGCAAAGCGAGUCUAUACCUCAAUGUAAUGCUAUAAUAUAUUCUAUAAUGUAGAUACACGCUGUAAUACUUGUUGAAACUUUUAUAUAGUUAUUGCUGUUUGAAAAGUUUUGAUUGUGAAUCGCGAAAUGCAAUGAGACUUGCAGUUUUUAAAAUUCGUUCAAAUAAAAAUAAGUAUACAAUAUGUUCUAAGAACAGUUCAGAAUGGUUACCAAUACCGAAGGGGUGUGCAUAACGUUACUCUUUUUUGCCCGGUUAUGAGGAAAGUUGUGCUAUUUAUUUGUCUUGCUAAUCUCCCCACAUCAAAGUUAGAAAGUACCAGUAUACAUAAUGACAACAUGAAGCACAGUCACAGAAAAAGUUUACGAGUUAAUUUUAGGUAACUCAAACAUAAGAAUUAAGAUGAUACAGUGAUAAUAUGGUGACUCGUACAUGGCUAUAUGCCAGGCAAAGUACAGUCACAAUCGGUGAGUUGGUUGAUUGUGCUGACGCGCAGAAGUCAAAUUGGAGUGGAGAAGAAGGUCUGUGAUCGCUCUUAAAGUAUCAGUGGUUUUACCAUUUGGAUUACCCAACUAUUCUGAAUUGUUGUUGGAACAUUUGAUAAAAAAUUCACUGUCCAAGGUUGUAUUUGUAACGAACUAUUAAGUACAGUUAGAACAUUAGUGUAAUGAUGUAACAUCCAAACUAAUCAGAUCUUAAAGACACUGCAACUUUGAUGUUUAUUUAUAAAAAAAAUCACGUAAUUUACACAUAUUAUGUAACAAUAACCCUCCUAGGCCAGAAUGAAAAAUACCACUUUUGUACAGUGAUCCUUACGUAAUAUUAUUGGAUUUAUACUAUUCAAGAUACUGGUAGUUUGGAUCAACUUUUCGCAAAUGAAAUUAAAAUUAAUUACUACAUACUCUACUCUUUCAAGCAGAAUAUGACAGUGACGCCACGAAUUAGAAAAUUUGUGUAUGUAGCAAGGAUGAAUGAGACUUCAGAGUGGGACCAACGAAUUCGAUUAGAUUUGAAUCAGCCAAGCCUCUAUGUUUGCAUUGCAAUGUUUGUUGCGAGUUGCGUAGUUUUAGUGCGUACAUUUGACUCAUUUGUUUACCAAUGCCUACCAAAGUGAGUGUUGUAUCAACAUAAUGAUAAUAUAAAUAAUACUGGUGGAAACAUCUCCCUCCAUUAGGCUUGUGGAACUCCUUUGCAAAUUAUCUAGGAGUACCAUGCCUUGAAAUCGUCUAACUCCACAAUUAUUUGUGUAAACACUCGCACUUUUGAAACACUAAAUAUACAAAUUUAAUGAUAGAACUGCAAAAAAAAACUGACGUAUGUUAAGUGCAUUUUGAUCUUCACUACAGACUAUGAAAAUUAGGAGACGAAAAAAUCCUCAACUGGCUGCUGCCUAGUCUGGAUUCGUUGGUCGGGAUGGAUUCAUGAAUUGUGGAGCGAGUUAUGGACUUCACUGCCGGCACACACGGCUGCUAAAUUGCCCCACUGCAAAAAAAAAACAGCGUUUAAACGCGCGAUUAUUUGCUGUUGCCACGGGACGCACGUCGACAAGUCCUUUCGCAUGCCACGGAUGUCAUCCAAAUUGCCGCGCUGCAAAACCCGCUGGAUAGCAUGAACUGUUCCAUCAACAUAAUGCUGAACGCAGUGCGACAAAUUAACGCUCGUUUGUACCGGAUGUCAAAAUUCCGAAACAUGUGAUCACAUUAGAUAAGUUAUUCUUUUUAUAAUUGGUCGACCGGAUAAACAUGGCGGUCGUUCAACAAGUUUUUUCAAACUCAAAAUCAAUGGUGGACCAAAAGCAAGAAGCCCGCAGAUUAGGUGGGCCGCGAAACCUAAUUUUAAAAGAGACAAACUACUGAAAAUCUUAACGAAAAAGGUACUAUUAUGGCAGAUAUUUAUUUAACUUUCCAUAAAUAUGACAUAAGACACAAACAUUAAAUUUUGCCAGACAUUUGGCAUAUUUUGUUUUUAAUUAAGUUGGCUAUUUGUGGCGUAAAUUUAUAGGUGGAAACAACUCAAAACUGCGUCCAACUGUGUGUCCAUCAAUCGCGGUCCGGCAGGAUACUUGUUUCCUUUCAUCAAAGAAAUUGGGAGCAUUCACCCUACUACCGGUCCAGUGGUGCAGCGCUUUUAAGCUGGAUAUCAGAAGAAAUGGGAUAACUUUGUCAGAUUGACAGCAGUUUUCAUCUGGCUGUCAGAUUGGAUAGUAUAUUGUUUAAUGUUGCGAACCGUGAUAGCUAUUCCACGACUACUGCUAUUAAGACAAAAGCGCUGGACCGCUUUAGGUUGGCUGGACGCUCCCAAUAAUUCUUCACGCUUAUAGGUACUUCCAAAUAUUUACAAUGUUUCACUGGCAAAAUUUCUCAUUUUUUGUUAAUGAACUGGCAAGUAGCUAUAAAAUUGGAAUAUACCCACACGCCAUACUACACAUAUCUGUACUUUCGUCACAGGCAAUAGAAAAUGCAAUGAAAGGGUAGCUGGCGGGCCGCAUUAUCUGGCUGUUUUUAAAACUAAUUCGAGCCACAGGAAAAUGCUCACUGGGCCACAUGUUUGACAUGCAAUUCAGUUAAUAUAGAUUGUGAAUGAUUUCAUGACCCCGAUUGUAACCAUUUUGUUGAAAACGUCUUGAUAAACAUUUCAACGAACAAAUGUCAAUAGUAUAACCACAGCUUAGAUAACAAUCGGCUAUGAAACUCUCCUGUCGGUGUCAAAAACGGCCGUGACAGGAGAGUUUCGUAGCUGAUUGUUAUCUAAGCUGUGGUAUAACUAAAGGUUGCCAUAGACACUCGUGCAAAUGGUACGUUUUGCAUGUUCGGUCUUAGAUCGUCAUGCGUUGUACCAUAUGGCUUGUUUUCGUUGUCGCGUUUCAUCAAUUUUGUUUGGCAUGAGUAAAAUCUUUUGAUUUUUGUAUCUAACCCAACUUCAUUGCGAAAAAGGCUGAGUGUCUGUAUUAUAUUGACGACCAUAAGACCGAUACCACAAAUACUAUAUCUUGCAUGACAACAUGCUCGCAAGUAAAAUGUACGAUUAGCAUGACUAUGCCUUAACGCAACAGAGAUAAAUAACUUGCAAAUCGUUUGCUACGCAGGUAAAAAUUCGUCACUAUCAUUUUCUUAGCGACGAAGCAACUAUGUCAUGUCAUUUUAUAAUGAUUUAGGGCCGUAUGUUCAGUCGUUCCUACAAUUGUAAGACGCCUUUAUGGCCUUGAUUUUCAGUCUUUCCUCUCCUUCAGAAAGGCUGGGAUAUUUCUAGAUUUCUACGGUUCCGUGUCAGAAGUCAGCGCUCUCCUAUUGACAGGCUAUGUUUUCUUCUUGAAUUGUAGGAAAUUUCAGGCUAUAUAACAGAUGAUAUAAAUCAAAAGCAUAAACAAUAUGGUGCAAAUAGAUAUUUGUAACAUAACCUCAAAAUAGAACGCUGAAGAGCAGAAAACUAUGAAAAUCAAGGAAGCCAUAAAGGAACGACUGACGCUACGGCCCUUAGUGAGGGUAGCAUUUUAAAUCAAGGAGACAGAAUUUUCUCACGAAUGCACUACAUUUUUAACCAUCACAAAUCGACCGAUCACAAGUGAGCCUUCAGUUUCCAAACUGCCGAAUGCGACCAUUGUGACAUUAAAACUUCUUUGCGCAGACUCGCCAAAGUUUUUAUGUAAAUGUAGAUUUAUAUCUGUACUCCUCAGUUUGGUUGAUGUGAAUUUUGGAUCCAUUUUUUUGUGGGUUAUGGCAUGGUACCCCAACUAUGCGUGAAUGGCUGCAGCAUGUGUGAAUUUCAAUAAUCGCUUUUCUAUGGAAAACGAAGGUUUUAAAAUAUUCUUGCUUGUUCAUUCACAUUUUUUACUGAUUAUGCUUUAAUCUAGUUGUUUAUGUACCUAUAUGUAUAUUUAUAUAAAAAAUGUUAGGUUUACAGUAUUAUAAUAUCACCUAAAGGAAAAAUAAAGCUUGUAGGUGUAUGGAAUUUAUAAUUCAAUAAAUAAUACUACCAAACGUU